This is a messenger RNA of Zootermopsis nevadensis, 3322 nucleotides long. Lineage: Eukaryota; Metazoa; Arthropoda; Insecta; Blattodea; Termopsidae. The record is from RefSeq and is a predicted model, not a curated record.
UUACGAGCCACGACGCAGUAGGUUGGACGGUAAAGACGUGGACAGAGACGCGCACUAGCUGUCCGGUGGGCUUACAAGUGAAUUCAUUUAUAACUUUGCAACCGUAGGUAGGACAGACACAUCGACAAUACACCGAACAGUGGUGAAGUGCUUUGUUGUUGUUUUGUUUUCAUUUUUAGUUUACAAUUCCAUCGGAAACGUAUUUAAAACAAGGAAAAAAGUGCAAAGAAGAUUUUUUUUUUUGGUAUUAAAGAUUCUUCUGCAAAAAUUUCUACAUUAUUUUGUCGUUUAUAAUUUGCAUCAUGUCUACUGCAGUGAUGCCAACGUCGACGUUGUACGAGUUUGGUGAUAUGUUGUAUAAGAACCACAACAACAACAACACAUCAACCAAUCAGAACAACAUCAAUAACCUCCAGCAACAGCAUCACCAGAAGGUCUUGCGAUGGGGCGUGGAGACAAAUCACAGAGCAGUUGGCUCCCCUGCUCUCGGAACUUCAUCUCCGACGGGCACAUCUUUCCAGCAUCAGACGAUAAGCAGGCGUAACUCAAAUCCAGUGUCCUCGGACCGCAUCAGCGUGUCAUCUCUGGUGAAUUCGGUGAGCUCACUGAUUCUGGACAACAUUCGGGAACAACAACAACAGCAGCAGCAGCAGCAGCANNCACCGGUCCACAGGAAGCUGGACCGAAGCCAGAGUGAGCCUGCACCAUCCGCACUUCUUAGUGCGGCCAACGCCAAGGCCGCGAACAUCAACACUAGCCGAUACAAGACGGAGCUGUGCCGACCGUUCGAGGAGAGCGGCUCCUGCAAGUACGGCGACAAAUGUCAGUUCGCUCACGGCGCCCACGAGUUGAGGAACCUCGUUCGCCAUCCCAAGUACAAAACUGAAUUAUGUCGCACGUACCACACCAUAGGAUUCUGUCCCUAUGGUCCCAGAUGCCAUUUCAUCCACAAUGCAGAUGAAGCCCGCACCAAGGCGCCUGGCACCCACGCGAUGGCUCCCACGAGUUCAUCCGCAACGUCGGCUGGCAUCCCCAACAGACCUAAGCCCCUGAAUCUGACUGGUAGCCCCUUCAUGGUCACAGGCUCGACCGCCGAUUCACCCUCGCCUACCUCAAGUCUCAGUCAGUCCCCCACGACAUCAGUCGGGUCGUUCUUCUCAUCCGAACAAGAUCUUUUCUCUACAGUAGCUGUCAUGUCUGCAGCUUCUCCGCCACCAUCAGCUACUUCUGCUAACACUGCCUUCUCCUUUGGUCAAGACUUCACUCCCUUGGUUCAUCUCGGAGGUACUAAGCAGCAGAGCCCCGCUCCUACAUCGCCACCGGUAAGCGUGUCCCCUGCAAGAUCGCUCAGUCCUCGUGGAUCGCCUCCUCCUGGCACCCCCGAGGCGCGAUUACCAGUCUUCAACAGGCUGAGUGGCACGAUGAUGGACUUUGGCGGCCUGGCCGAACUCCUGGCUUGAAGCAGUGCGAGGCUUUCCGUCUCGUAUUUCCCCGGCUUUCGCUAACAAUUCCAGCAGUUCCCAUGGAACUAUUACGUGAAUUCAACUGUUCCGAAUCAGUAAGGAAAUUUAACUUCUUAUUCUAUGUAAUAUACUUUUCCCCCCUUUAGGUAUUAGUAAUUUUAUAUUGCUUUUUUUAGUUCUGGUAGGAACAAAUAGACUGGUCAGAAUAUUUAUUAUGGCAUUCCAGGUUAUAGGAAGUUACAGAACAUUUCUAUUCGAGGCUGUGUGGGUUGGAUGAUCGAUAGAGUUGGUAUGUGCCUUAUUCAGAUGGCAGCGAGCAGGGAUUAGGCAGGCCUUCAUUUGAGGAGUCUUAUUUUAUUUAAAUAUAUAAAUUAUAUGAUAAAAGCUAUGAUGUGAUUGAGUUUUUUGUUCCCACGGUUUGAAUGAUCUUCAACUUGGCAAUAAUAUUAUAUUAUUAUUUUUUUUAUUAUUUGAGAGUGUCGUCGCUGACAUUUGUCAUUAACGUCUGUGUGCGCAAAUACAUUUUAUUUUAUGUUUAUCCCCAUCAUUUCAAGUAAUUCACUGCAACCAAAAGCCAUUCAGUAUGUGAUACAUUGUGCUGUUUAUGACUUGGAUUUGAAAGGAAUAUUUUAAAAUACCGUUCAGAAGAUUAGGCAAUACAAUAUUUUUUUAGCAAAUAUCGGACGGACACUGGGCAGAUGCGUCUGGACGUACCAAGUCAAUGACGUACAAGUCUUCCAGUUUGUCGUGUGGUAAUUUUUCUCCGUAUUUCUCACGGGUUCAUUAAAAUAAAUUGAAACUGCUGUAGAGGACACGGACGCAUCUGACGUGGAUAAUGACGAGAAACCUCUCAUUAAUUAGUGUUUCGGGUCGCUGUAUGAUCUUUUUUUUUUUUUUUUUUCCUGUGCCGAAAUUUUCUGAUCCCAUUUCAAAGUUGAACUGAUCGAAAAGCCAAUUAGGUGAAGUCCUGAAUCCAAAAUUAUUAAUUAGGAUGUAAUUAUUUUAAAACUUUCACUCCUUGAUUUUUUUUUUGCCAAUAUCUGUAAUUAUUUUUUUUAUUAUUCUAAUAAUUUAUCUACGAUGGUUCUCUAACCAGUUAAAUAUAAUUGUUUCCAUUUAGUAAUUCUUAGCCCAAAAAAAGACUUGAACAUUUAAACAGGUGCAGAUUCCAUAUUAACUUAAUUAGUUAUAAAUUAAUUUAUUUAAUUUUAAGAAAUAAGUUAAAUCAAAUCACAAAGAUUUUUCAUUUUGCCUGGUUAGAGCUCAAGCUGUAAUAUUUGACUGAUCAUUUAUUCUUUUUUCAUUUGUGUGUAAUACUUUCCAUGUUAUAUUUGUAUUUAUAUAACUUAUUAUUUAUAUCAAAAAUGUGUAUUUAUCAGUUUAUUAUAAUAGUAAAUAAAACCAAUUAAAUCCAGUUUUAUAUACAUUUUUGUGUGCAAAUAGUGUUGUGUUCUUAGAGAGAGAGAGACGCACACAGUGUUUAUAUAUCAUUUUAAAUUAUAUUGUUUAUUUAAAAAUAAAACAAAUGUAACCAUCUUUUUCAAAAGUUGACGUGGACCAAGAUCCUGUUUGUGACGACCAUUUUGAAGUAAAGCUUUUCAAGAGUUUGAUAUCAGUUGGGUACGCGGUGUAAUCACACCACUUUUUUUUUAAUCUACGUUUGCAUUUAUGUAUCUUAUAUAAUUGCUUUUAUAUAAGGAGUGAGUUUUGACUAGCUUUGUUAUGUUUGCUGUACUGUAUUCAUAAGGUAGUAUCGCACUACAGCCUUGUACCCCUCUGCAUUGAAAUACUUCUUGUGUAUUCUUUACAAUCAACAAAAAAUUUGAAAAGGAUGAAUAUAUAAUUUUCUAGCAUUUUCA